GUACUGCACCGUCGUUACGAGUCCAACUGGAGAAGGCAGGGGGAGCGACGCAUCAUUGCAGUAUAGUGCCAUAACACACACACGGGCGAAACUACCGCACUUCUCACAACAAGACGCACGUCCGCCUGGAGAGAAGGGGGGGACAGACAGAAACCAGAGAGAGAGAGAGACAGAGACAGAGAGAGUUCAAACUGCGUUUUCAUGACUGGACUUUUUUUUCUCCUCAAAACUGCAAACGUUUGCUGUAGUGUUUAGCUCUUAAAGGAGGCAACUCACAUCAAGCCAAUCACUGUCGUGUGUUUGUGCAUCCAGUUCAUUUGAGCGUCUGUUCAGGACUCAGCAUCCUCUGGAAUAACCGGAUCGCGGUCUCGCAGGCGCUCUUGGAUUUCUCUUUGAAUGGAUUAUAGGAUAGAAGUACUUUUCUCUUGAGAUUACAUCGCGGUCUCCUCACUUUCUGCUGUUGUGUCAGUGAAUUAUUGCCUGACCCGUGUCUUGGUAUUGCGGUAGGCUACUUCGCUGACUGCCUGCGAUAUAAAUGCAUCGCUAGAAGAUUAGCUCCACUGCACCAAGAUCCUCUGCCUCUGUUCCCUGUCAGCGCGCCACUUUAAUCACUCCGACCCUCCCCCUCCCGUCUCACUCCCCGUCACCCUCCUCUGCUGUCCGUGAGUCAGUUCCAAACAGCUGCAUAGAAGAUGUCUGCCCCAGAUGCUGCCGCACCAGCUGGAGCCCCUGGUGCUCCAGGAGCUCCUGGCGCAGACGGUGGCCCAGCCGGCCCACCUGCCGCCCCACCCAACACCACCAGCAACCGCAGGCUACAACAGACACAGGCCCAAGUCGAGGAGGUGGUGGAUAUCAUGCGGGUGAAUGUGGACAAGGUGUUGGAGAGGGACCAGAAGCUUUCAGAGCUGGAUGACAGGGCAGACGCUCUCCAAGCCGGAGCCUCUCAGUUUGAAAGCUGUGCAGCCAAGCUCAAGAACAAGUACUGGUGGAAGAACUGCAAGAUGAUGAUCAUGAUGGGCAUCAUUGGAGUCAUUGUGGUUGGAAUAAUAUUCUUGUACUUCUUCUACUGAGCUCCUCACAAAACGAUAUGGACUUCAGAAUGAUAUAAAAGAGAGAAGAGGAAAAAAACCCACCAUAAAUCCAAGCGCCCCUCAAUCUUCCCCUUUGAUCCGUCCUCUCCUCCCUCUCUUCACAGUCUUCCAUCAAACCAUCUUGCACUCAUACAUGACAGUAGUGUUUAGGUGUCUCUGUUCUCUUCAUCCUCCGUUCCUUCCCUUCUUGUUACUUUCUCUUUCUUCCACUGUUUUGGCGUGGCGGUCUCACUCACUCUCUCCUGUCUCUGCACCUCAUGCAUUAUUGAAGGAUGCAGCAGGGAGAGAGAAAGAGGGGGGUGGGACAGGGGAGGAGGGAGAGAAAAUCCUUGUGACACAGGAACACGCAGGGCUUUGCCCACUGACAGGGGAUACUGAGCUGGAGGGAAUGAACAAAAUCAUGGAAGCAGACAAAGGAAGAGGGAUGGUGAAUGUGUGCAGGGAGAUAAAACAAGAUAUCGCAGCUCUUUCUAUCCCAGAUAUGCCAAAGCUUGUUCAUUUUACCUUUUUGACAGUGUCUUACAUUUGUAAAUUGAUACUGACAUGCCUAACUGACCUACCCCUCCUAACACUACUGCUACGAUCAUCACUACUUACUAACACAAGGCCAUGGUAAGACUAAGAUUCUGAUCAUUUUUGUUGUAUGUGUGUGUGUCCAUUUGUGAUCCAGAGCAUUGUAGCCAAUAGCUUUUUCCAGGUUUAGCUGAUAAGCCUUCACAGGCAAUUAUUUCUUUUCCUUUCCUGCCUUUCUCUCACUUAGUCUCUUAUUUCUGGAAGGCUAAGUGUAGACAUAAUGGCAAAAAAAAAAAAAAAAAAAAGAAAUGUGAAGACGGGAACUGUGAGAGCAUAAGGAAAGGGAAGAGCAGUUGAGGAAAAGGUAGGGAGACCAUUGUGACACCUUAUCCCAUAUAGAUAAGUGAAACCUUGUUUUGGACUGAGAAGCAAUUAUAGAUUAAGUGAGUCUGUGACGAGCAGCAUAGUGUUAUGCACAGCAGGAGAAACAGACAAGCCACUAACAGACAAUCUCUCUACACAUGGAUUUACCACUCUGACGCAGAGUAAAGUCUCUUUUAACUCUGAGUUAGACAGAGCCACAGCCAUAGACAGAUGAAUGUGUGAUGUCACAUUUUGAACAGGUACAAAUGGUCUUGUUGUUCUGAACUUUGCAAUGACACAUUGGUUGUUUGUUUGUCGUCUAAGCUGACUUAAUCUUCAAAAAACAGGAAAGUGGGAGAAAGGACAUAACCAAGAAAGCCACCGCCACUUGGCCAACCCACUCCUCCCCUCUCACUCAAAUAGAAAAAAAAAAAGACUCACAUUGUCACUUAAGGUACGGUAAGGGCCAAAAGGACGUAUUUGUUUCUAACUUGCAUGGCAAACAGUGUCCAUAGUUUUGCCUAUUUGUGUGACCUGUGUAUCUGCCAUUUCUGAAACUAACUGCCGAUUGUACAUUUUCUUUUGUUAGUGGUUUCAAGGACCUGUGUAUAAUGUAUCUCUGAUCUGGUAAUUACUGCGUAUGCAAUGCAAUGAUGCUCAAAAGUUUGCCAAAAUUUUGUUAAAUUCACUUGCUUUUGAGGGAAAAAUAAUAUUCAAACAGAGAACUGCUACAAUAGUAUCCUGUUAAAACAUGUAGUACUGUAUGAGUAGAACCAUAGUCCACCUCUGCCAGUUUACGCUCCUGAGAAUGUCUUUAUAGAUUCUUUCAAGUUUUGGGGGGGGCUGUUGGAUAAAAUGGAAAAGCUCAUUUUCCUUCUACGACUGAUUUUGAGAGUUGAAAAAAAAAAGAAAAAAA
Messenger RNA from Myripristis murdjan (pinecone soldierfish), 2883 nucleotides. RefSeq names its product vesicle associated membrane protein 1b (gene vamp1b). Lineage: Eukaryota; Metazoa; Chordata; Actinopteri; Holocentriformes; Holocentridae. The transcript is spliced from 6 exons. Gene Ontology annotation, cellular component: membrane. Gene Ontology annotation, biological process: vesicle-mediated transport. Bases 693 to 1070 code for a protein of 125 amino acids. The record is from RefSeq and is a predicted model, not a curated record.